AAGAUUUCCCAAACUUUCGUCGGAGGAAAAAGAAAAACAACCCUAACGGCGGAGGAGAGAAUUUCUAGCGUAUGGCCCGCCGUUUAUUUGAAGUUUCUUAUUUUGCCUUAAAAACGAAGAAAUUUGCAUUUUGUUCCUGUGGCAUACUUUUGUUUGUUUUCUUGAAAACAUUUAAAGCCACCCGUUAAAUUAGUACACCCUUUCAGGUUGGAUACUUAAAGAAGAUUAUUUGAAGACUCAUUUUGGAAUCAAAUAGCAUGGAUCCCAGCAGUGACUACCAUUUCCUCAACCAGAUUUUGUGGAGAAGAGUGAAACUCACAUUGGUUUGUGGCAUCUUUGAGGGAGUGCUCCAGCAUGUGGACCCUAACAAGAUUGUUGUCCUGAAGAAAGUGAAGAAUGUGGAGACCGAUCGAAGUGUCCCAGGAGUGAAGAUGUUUUUUGGACACGAGAUUGUGAAUGUGGAACUACUGGAUGAAGAAGAACAAGGUGCAGUAAGAGAAAAGGCAUCUUCUGUUAGUCUAAAUACAGAAAGAAACAGGAUGGAUACAAUAAAAGAUGAAGACCUAAAUGUAUAUAAGCCUGCUUCUCCUGCAUGUGAGGCACCAACCACCUCUCUGCUAAAUGACCUCAAGUAUAGCCCAUCAGAGGAAGAGGAGGUGACAUACACAGUCGUUGAUCAGUUCCAGCAGAAAUUUGGUGCUGCAAUGCUCCACAUCAAGAAGCAAAGUGUCCUGAGUGUGGCAGCAGAAGGAGCUAAUGUGUGUCGUCAUGGGAGACUAUGUUGGCUUCAGGUGGCCACAAAUAGGCGAGUUUACUUAUUUGACAUUUUCCUUCUGGGAAGUCGUGCUUUCAGCAAUGGACUUCAGAUGGUAUUAGAAGACAAGAGAAUUUUGAAGGUUAUCCAUGAUUGUCGUUGGCUUUCAGAUUGCCUCUCUCAUCAGUAUGGAAUUUUGCUGAAUAAUGUCUUUGACACCCAGGUAGCAGAUGUCCUUCAAUUUUCCAUGGAAACAGGCGGCUUUCUUCCAAACUGCAUUAGUACUUUACAGGAGAGUUUAAUCAGACACCUUAAAAUAGCCCCUAAAUAUCUCUCCUUUCUGGAAGAGAGACAAAAACGGAUUCGGGAAAACCCAGAACUAUGGUUCACACGACCUAUUUCACCCUCUUUGCUAAAAAUUUUGGCCCUGGAAGCUACCUACCUGCUCCCCCUUCGCUUGGUACUCCUAAAUGAAAUGAUGUCUGAUCUAACUACCCUGGUGGACGGGUACCUAAACACCUACCAAAAAGGGUCUGCAGACUGGCUGGGAGGCAUGGAGCGUACAUGUAUGGAGCUCCCAGAGGAACUGCUUCAACUCAAGGACUUCCAGAGACAGCGCAGAGAGAGAGCUGCAAAAGAAUACAGAGUAAAUGCGCAGGGACUCCUAAUACGGACAGUACUACAUCCAAAGGAAUCUAUGACAGAGACAGCAGGGAAAGAGGGAAAAGUAAGAGGUUUCUUACUUGGUAAAAAUUCUAGGCUAGAUAAAGCUCCAAAUUUUACAUCUCUCAAGAAUGUAAAUUUGCUAAACGAAGAAUCUAAGAGUAAGCAAACCACAGCGGAACCUCAACAUCUACCUCCCAUAAAGGAAGAAGUCAGUGAAGAUUCCAGUAACAAACAAAUUUACCCUGAGUCAGAGGGGUUUAAGGACCAGAGAAUAACUCAAAAAGAAUACCUCAAGAUACCUAAACAAGAGUUUCAGACAAAUUUAUCUUUGAAAGAGGAGAUAGAACAGUUACUGAUGGUGGAAAACAAGGAAGAUCUAAAAUAUACAAAACAAGAUGUUUUAGUGUCUCCUUCCCUUCCUCAGGAAACCAGCGUGUCUCCAAGUGACAUUUUUCAUCCUUUUAGAAAAGCUGUGCUUCCCACACUUCCUCCCUGCCCAGCUUUGGAGAAGACUGAUUCCUGGAUAAAUCCAGAUUCUCCCAAUCUGCUUUAGAGAUCUGCAGUUUGUUCUUGAGGCCAAUAAAGGUGGCUUAUUUCCUCUGCCAUCAAGGCCUUCCUCAGUGCUUAAGUUUAUUGUGUUGUAAAUUAGUCACAGGCUUUGGGGGAAAUUAUAUCCUCUUGCUUACUCCUAUAUUCUUGGAAUUUGAUUAGGAUGGGAAUGAAUAAGUUAAAUAAUGGAAGAAGUAAAUGUUCUGAUUAUGUCACUGUGUAGAAAUGUUCCCUGUGGCCAGACUGAAUUAUUUCUCAUAAUUUGGGUUUAAAGGAUUUGAAGAAGGGAAAAAUUUUGGACUUAGUGUCUGGAAGAAUCUAUACUUUAAAUUUUUUGUUGUUUUUUCUGGUUUGAAGAGUGUUGGUAAAACUCUUAGCCGUAAGUUUAAAAAUAUUAGUACCUGACAACUUUACCUGUACUUUUUUCCUUUUUAGAAUAUUAACUUUGUCAAUUAUACCUCAAUAAAGACGAAAAAUAUUAACUUUAUUUUUGAAUUUAAAUGUUUGGUCUGUCUUAUGUCAUAGACAAACAAUAGUUUAUGUUAUUACAGGAAUCAAUAUCCCAGUUUUAAUUUCUUUUCAUUCCAUUUACUUUUAGAGAGUUUUGUCCAUUUCCCUAACAAAGCAGGGCCUUCUUUAGAGUAUGUCUAUUAUGUAAACUUGAAGUUUGAUUCCACUCUGUUUGCCUGGAGGUGGUAUGCCUUCUUAGGGUGAAAGGAAGGUAGCCUGUACUGAGCCCUUUUUAUGUUGAAUACUUGCAAGUUGCUCAUUCUUUUGUGUAUAAUAACCAGUAAACCUGUUUGGUAUUAGGUUAUCUCUCACUUUUCUUCAUUGGGUCAGGGUAGGAAUAAAUUGGAAUGUGUCUGGAUUUCUAGGUCUAGAAUCCAGUGAGAAAUCUGUAACUUUUUUUUUUUUUUUUUUUUUUUUUUGCGGUGCUGCACGUCCUGUGGGAUCCUAGUUCCCUGACCAGGGAUGGAACCUGGGCCACAUCAGUGAAAGCACCGAGCCCUAACCAUUGGACUGCCAGGGAAUUCCCUAGAAAUCUGUAAUUUGACUAUUAUACAGGCCUCUACUACUUAGGGGAGACAGGGGCAGUCUAUAAUUAGGAACAUCCUUAUCUGUGCUCAUUGAUUCUAUCAUGAGUACCACUGAAAGAACAGCUGUGUCUUCCAAAUCCCAGAGCCCAGAUCUGGUCUAAGCUUAAGAUGAAGGCAGGACUAAGAGCAGUCAGUUCAGCCCUGCAUUUGCUGUCCCUCACUUUGUCCAUAGUUUAGAAGGUCAUUGGAGGCCAAGGUGGUUUCUGGUUCAUCCUGGGUGAAUGUGUUUUCAGGUUGAGCCCAGAAAGUGGUUAAUCUAGUUUUACUCUGGAAAGGGCAAGAAUUUCUGUGAAAUUCAUAGAAUUGAUUUGGCUUCUUAUGGAACCAUACCACACACAAUUUUUAUACAUACAUACAUGUAAAUAUACAGGCUACAAAGAAAAAUGUGA
Messenger RNA from Kogia breviceps (pygmy sperm whale), 3455 nucleotides. Lineage: Eukaryota; Metazoa; Chordata; Mammalia; Artiodactyla; Physeteridae. The record is from RefSeq and is a predicted model, not a curated record.